Molecule: messenger RNA, 1524 nt
Organism: Saccharomyces mikatae IFO 1815
Lineage: Eukaryota; Fungi; Ascomycota; Saccharomycetes; Saccharomycetales; Saccharomycetaceae
Gene: TRP2
Product: anthranilate synthase TRP2
Exons: 1
Coding region: 1-1524 (507 amino acids)
Biological process (GO): L-tryptophan biosynthetic process
Molecular function (GO): anthranilate synthase activity
Source: RefSeq, a predicted model, not a curated record
AUGGCUGCCUCUAUUAAGAUUCAACCAGAUAUUGACUCUCUAAAACAAUUGCAGCAGCAAAAUGACGAUAGUUCUAUAAAUCUGUAUCCCGUGUAUGCAUACUUGCCAUCACUGGACCUAACUCCGCAUGUUGCGUAUCUUAAAUUGGCGCAAUUGAAUAAUCCUGACAGAAAGGAAUCGUUUCUUCUAGAAAGUGCUAAGACUAACAAUGAAUUGGAUCGUUAUUCAUUCAUCGGUAUCUCACCACGUAAAAUCAUUAAAACCGGUCCCACUGAAGGUAUCGAAACCGAUCCUUUGGACAUUUUGGAAAAGGAGAUCUCACCUUUCAAAGUUGCUGAAAAUGUUCCAGGUUUACCUAAAUUAAGUGGUGGUGCUAUUGGUUAUAUUUCUUAUGACUGUGUUCGCUAUUUCGAACCAAAAACGAGAAGGCCCUUGAAAGAUGUUUUGAAACUUCCAGAGGCCUACCUUAUGCUUUGCGAUACCAUUAUUGCCUUUGACAACGUUUUUCAAAGAUUCCAAAUUAUUCAUAACAUCAAUACUAAUGAAACUUCGUUAGAGGAAGGUUACGAAAUUGCAGUGAAAAUAAUUACUGACAUAGUCUCAAAAUUAACCGACAAUUCUUCAUCAAUACCAUAUCCAGAACAACCUGCAAUCAAAUUGAAUCAAACUUUCGAGUCGAAUGUGGGUAAAGAAGGCUAUGAGAGUCAUGUCACCACCUUAAAGAAGCAUAUUAAAAAGGGUGAUAUUAUUCAAGGCGUGCCAUCACAAAGAGUGGCAAGACCAACUUCUUUGCAUCCUUUCAAUAUUUACAGACAUUUACGUACUGUGAACCCCUCUCCUUACUUGUUCUAUAUUGAUUGUUUAGAUUUCCAAAUCAUUGGUGCAUCUCCGGAACUUUUAUGUAAAUCAGAUUCCAAAAAUAAAGUCAUCACUCACCCAAUUGCGGGUACUGUCAAACGUGGGGCUACUACUGAAGAAGAUGAUGCUUUGGCAGACCAGUUGCGUGGCUCAUUAAAGGAUCGUGCUGAACAUGUUAUGUUAGUGGACUUAGCAAGAAACGAUAUCAAUAGGGUUUGUGAUCCGCUGACAACCAGCGUUGAUAAGUUAUUAACUAUUCAAAAAUUUUCUCACGUCCAACAUCUGGUUUCUCAAGUCAGUGGUACUUUGCGUCCAGAGAAAACAAGAUUUGAUGCGUUCAGAUCAAUUUUCCCAGCAGGUACUGUCAGUGGUGCUCCAAAAGUUAAAGCCAUGGAAUUAAUUGCUGAAUUAGAACGCGAGAGGCGUGGUGUUUACGCGGGUGCCGUGGGCCAUUGGUCAUAUGACGGUAAAACAAUGGACAAUUGUAUUGCUCUAAGGACUAUGGUUUAUAAAGAUGGAAUUGCUUACUUACAAGCUGGUGGUGGUAUUGUUUUCGAUUCAGAUGAGUACGAUGAAUACGUGGAAACUAUGAACAAGAUGAUGGCUAACCACAGUACCAUUGUCCAAGCAGAAGAAUUGUGGGCUGAUAUCGUAGGAUCCGUUUAG